Iphiclides podalirius (scarce swallowtail) is the source of this 1581-nucleotide messenger RNA. The record is from the annotation of a GenBank genome assembly. Lineage: Eukaryota; Metazoa; Arthropoda; Insecta; Lepidoptera; Papilionidae.
AUGGAUGUUAUGGAAUCAGAAUGGGUGAGCAAAGCCAUUGACAAUGUGGACAAAUACUUGCAUAGGGGAGGAAGAUGUCAGGGUGAUAACCCGCAACUCCUCGGGGGCACAGAUCUUUUGAAUACAAUUGGAAUGGCGAUGGGACUCCCAAUGAAGGACCCCAGCUCUUGGUCUGACAGGGAGCUGCAGCUAGCCCUGAAUAACCAGCUGGUCUAUUUCGAGGGCGAAGCGCGCGAAGCCAUUGAUGUAAUAGCGGCGCAGAUCAGAAGCUGUUGCGAAGGGGACGACAAAAACUUUGUUACAGUUAUCCCCGUUGAGUUGUACUUUAAUAGCAAGCUGUAUGAGCUCCCCGUUUUUAGAGUACAACGAUACAAAGACAGCCACAAAUACUUCGUAGACAAUAUCGGCCGUAGCUACAAUUCCUUUUCGGAUUGGUAUCAGAACAGCAAACUUCCGCCGUGCAAAAUGGCAUAUCCUUAUAACCUCCAGCUCAUGUUGCGCCCUGGAUAUGAUUACUCUCGCGUGUUAGUAGACUAUACUCCCUUCGCUCGUUCUGAUCAUAAAGCUGUUCGGGCCAUAGACACUGUCUCAGCGGUAGCAGGUAUAGGCUCUGGUGUCGGGUUGUUGUUCGCUAGUGGAGGUCUGGCAGCUCCUCUAGUAAUUACCGGAGUUGCGAGUGCGAUUUGGGGCACAGCCAGAUCCGGCGCGCAGUUAGCAGAUAAAACGCUCCAUGGCGAAAGUGUUAAUCCUUUCUCAGACUCUGAGUCUCGUAUGCUUUGGCUCGGCAUAGCGGCCAAUUUAGUCAGCUUCGGGGCAAUGGGUGCUUCUAUGCGGCUGACCUCCCUUGCGAUCAAAGGUCAAAGCAUAUCUAACGCUUUCCGAGUGUUCGUUAAUGUCGCCAAUGGAACAAACGUAGCUAUGUUGAUCGCCUCAAACUUGCAAAGCCACGAGUUAGAUAGGCUGUACACGUUCAAAAGCACCGUUGAUACUUUUAAGGCGUCACCGUAUAUGAGAGAAAUGAUGCAUUUUGUUUCUGAGCGCAAUCCGAAAAGUGUCAGCGAAAUCGUCGCGUACUGUGAAUUUGUUGUCAAGUACGUUGAGACUGAAAAGCUUUUGGUAGAGAAAAAGCUGAGAAAUGGUACCCUGACCUUGCCCAUUAAUGUAAAAAAGUCAGAGUGGACGAGAAAGAAGGCCACAGAGGUCGUAUUUCACAACCCCAAUGCCAUGCUUCAGAAGUUUCGACAGUUGACGGAUGUAGUCACUAGGUGUGAAAUGGUCGGAAUUGAAGUGUUGCCGAAGAACUUGAGCGAUACAGAAUUGGUAGCGGCGUUGCGGAGGAUAGACGUCAAAUUCGGUAGCACUGUGUCGGCGGCAUACCACGUGUUCAAGCACCCUACGGAUCCGCUCGAGGCUUAUAUAAUACGCGCAAACAGCACAUUGCGUUCUGCAGAGCAGUACAGUGUCACUCUCACUCAGGAUGGGGAUGCCCGCACCGUAAGGUUCGAAGGUGCCAGUGGCUCCUGUGUCAUCCUGGAGAGAGAUGGUCGCGUUUUGCUCUGCACAUUCACGCCGAAGAUUUCC